Messenger RNA from Brenthis ino (lesser marbled fritillary), 216 nucleotides. The record is from the annotation of a GenBank genome assembly. NCBI's taxonomy places the organism in Eukaryota, Metazoa, Arthropoda, Insecta, Lepidoptera, Nymphalidae.
AUGCGGAGGCCGCGCAACAGUGUAUGCUUGUGCUGUGUCAGGCAAGGGGGUGCGCGCCUCGCUCGCGGCGCAUGGCCGGCGGUGCGGGGGUGCCUCGGGGGGUCCUCGCGGGGGGUCCGGCUGAAACACGGGCGGCCGGCGCACGGCGCGAAGCAAACUGCCCGGGUUGCCGCCACCGCCUCUCAUUGCCCUAAAUUCGCGCUACAGGCGGCACAA